GGGGUGGUUGAUUUUUUUUGUAGGGAGGGGGGAAAAAAGAAGGGGCAAGACCCCCACUGGCUGAUUAUCCCCUCACUCUCCAGUGCAACCUCCCCUCACCUUCCUCUUCGGAGCUGCUGGAACCAUGAGCUGGGGGACAGAGCUGUGGGAUCAGUUUGACAACUUAGAAAAACAUACGCAAUGGGGAAUUGAUGUUCUGGAAAAAUACAUCAAGUUUGUAAAAGAAAGAACGGAGAUUGAAAUCAGCUAUGCAAAACAACUUAGGAACCUUUCAAAGAAAUACCAACCCAAAAAGAACUCCAAAGAAGAGGAAGAAUACAAGUACACAUCAUGCAAAGCCUUCCUAGCCACCUUAAAUGAAAUGAAUGACUAUGCCGGCCAGCAUGAAGUCAUUUCAGAGAACAUGACUUCUCAGAUCACUGCGGAGUUAGCACGCUUUGUGCAAGAGCUGAAACAAGAAAGGAAAUCGCACUUUCAUGAUGGCAGAAAGGCACAACAGUACAUUGAAACUUUCUGGAAACAGCUUGAAGCAAGUAAAAGGCGGUUUGAACGUGAUUGCAAGGAAGCCGAUAGAGCACAGCAGUAUUUUGAGAAAAUGGAUGCUGACAUCAACGUUACGAAAGCAGAUGUUGAAAAGGCAAGACAGCAAGCACAAAUACGACAUCAAAUGGCAGAAGACAGCAAAGCAGAAUACUCAUCCAUUCUUCAGAAAUUCAACCACGACCAACGCGAACAUUAUCACACCCACAUACCAAACAUCUUCCAGAAAAUACAAGAGAUGGAGGAAAGAAGGAUAGUGAGGAUAGGCGAAUGCAUGAAAACCUAUGCAGAAGUGGACCGCCAGGUGAUCCCCAUAAUCGGGAAGUGUCUGGACGGAAUAACAAAGGCAGCAGAAUCAAUUGAUCAGAAAAAUGAUUCACUACUGGUAAUAGAAGCCUUUAAAUCAGGGUUCGAACCACCAGGAGAUAUUGACUUUGAAGACUUCACUCAGCCAAUGAAACGCACUGUCUCGGAAUCUAGCCUUUCAAAUUCCAGAUGGGAUGGAAAAUCUGAGCCCAAGCCUGGCAGCAAAUCCAAGGGCAAAUUGUGGCCAUUCAUCAAGAAAAAUAAGCUUAUGUCCCUUUUAACAUCCCCCCAUCAGCCCCCUCCUCCUCCCCCUGCCUCUGCCUCACCCUCUGCUGUUCCCAACGGCCCCCAGUCUCCCAAGCAGCAAAAGGAACCCCUCUCCCAUCGCUUCAACGAAUUCAUGAUCUCCAAACCCAAAAUCCACUGCUUCAGGAGCCUAAAGCGCGGGACUCACUCUUUGUAUUUUCACAAAGAACUCAUGAAGAGGACUUUAGGGAAACCCACAUGUGCCGUUGAGGCUAGGGACUAUGUUCUUUCUCUCAAGCUGAUAACUUUGAAUACACAGGUCUGGAAUCUAAUAGAGGGGGGAGGACCAGAGGACUUCAGCAAUCUCCCACCCGAGCAAAGAAGAAAGAAACUCCAGCAAAAGGUUGAUGAGCUAAACAAAGAGAUUCAGAAGGAAAUGGAUCAAAGAGAUGCCUUAACAAAAAUGAAAGAUGUCUACAUCAAGAACCCACAGAUGGGAGAUGCAGCCAGCGUGGAUCACAAAUUAACUGAACUGGGACAAAAUAUGGAAAAGUUGCAACUAGAGGCUCAGAAAUUUGAGGGUUGGCUGGCCGAGGUUGAAGGCAGGCUACCUGUGCGGACUGAGCAGAGCAGACGACAGAGCGGAAUGUAUGACACCCAGAACACAUCAGCCGUCAAUAACUGUGCACAGGACCGGGAGAGCAGCCCAGAUGGCAGUUACACAGAGGAGCCAAGUCAGGAGAGUGAGAUGAAGGUGCCAGUGACAGAGUUUGAUGACGAGUUUGAUGAUGAAGAACCACUCCCUACCAUAGGAACCUGUAAAGCUCUCUAUACGUUUGAAGGUCAGAAUGAAGGCACAAUUUCAGUAAUGGAAGGCGAAAUGCUCUAUGUAAUAGAGGAAGACAAAGGCGAUGGGUGGACGCGAAUCCGGAGGAAUGAAGAUGAGGAGGGUUAUGUCCCAACAUCCUAUGUUGAAGUCUAUUUGGACAAAAAUGCCAAAGAUUCCUAAAGGUGUUUGUGCUGGUGCAAGAAGCUGGGGCGAGCUUGUCACAGAAGGAGAAACAAAUGGUCUGUUUACCCCGCAGGCAGUUAAAAUUCGCCCAUACAGACAGACUCCUGGUCUGGUGUGGAGUCAGCACUUGAAAAAACUGAAAUCUAAAUUCCAUCCCAACAUUACUCAGCCGCUUGCUCUUUUUUAUGGCAUGUUACUUGUGGCUCAGACUAACUUACUGACGUUUCCCAUUGUUCUGCCAACUUGACAUUGCCUUUCCAUAGAGCAUAACCAGCAAACCCCACCCACUCCACCACUACCUUCCCCACAACCAGACACAAACAGCUGGCUGCACUUGGAUGCAAAGAGUAACCAGAGAAUCCCAUGCAUGUGCUAGUUGGGAUUCUAUCCUCCUGUGGCCCUCAGCCCAUCUGAAUGUCUGCACUGGUCCAUCAGCAUUUCACAUGGUGCCUUUAGUGCUAAUCCUACAGGCAGACUCAUCAGACAGCUAGGGAAGGAGGUACAUACAAGUGGAAAGCCAGUUAACAGGAACAAUAUGACAGCAGCUGGACUGACCCCCGAAUCGGCUUAUGUUAAACUUUACACACCAAUUAUUCCAUAUUACACCUUCCCCAAAAGGUCCCAAAUGUCAAUCAGUCUUUUUACUUUUUACAAAUGGCUGGUGCUCCCUCGAAGCGUUCAAUCCCUAUUGGCUUUUGCUGUGUGCUGCCAGCCUAGCAACUCAUGAGUGUCUGCUUGCUUUCCUGCUCUCUCACAAACACACACACACAAAGGAAUUUUGGUUUAAAGCCACAUUUUCUCCCUCACCAAGACCUCCAUUUGAAUCUUGUUUCAGCCUGCAUGCUCGCCCUGUUGCCUUGCCUGCGCAUACCUUCCUAACGGCGCCUUCUUCUGAAUCUCUUUCUAGUUUUGAGCAUUUCAGACCUGCCUUCUCCUUUUGCAUGAGCCCCUGUGCACUCUCAUCAGUGUGUUUGAACAGCAGAAAUUACGU
This is a messenger RNA of Chelonoidis abingdonii (Abingdon island giant tortoise), 3095 nucleotides long. NCBI's taxonomy places the organism in Eukaryota, Metazoa, Chordata, Testudines, Testudinidae. The record is from RefSeq and is a predicted model, not a curated record.